AUGUUUGAUAGUGGAAAUCCAACAUCAAAUCUUGUCUCUUCAACCAUUUGCAAUUUACGAUCUCUCGCAGUUUUGGAUUUGGCAAACAAUUUGUUAACUGGGCUAUUACCUCAAUGUUUGGUAAGCAACUAUCUGUUUGUGUUAGAUUUGCACCAGAAUCAAUUUCAUGGGCCAAUCCCAACACAAUUUAAAGUUUCCAACCCCUUGAAAAGACUUAAUUUGUAUGGUAACCAAUUAGAGGGUGCAGUGCCACGAUCUUUAAUCAAUUGCAAAGGGUUAGAAGUUCUUGUUCUUGGACACAACAAUUUGAGUGGUACGUUUCCAAUGUGGCUAAGAGUUCUUCCAAAUCUAAAGGUUCUUAACUUGAGAUUUAAUCGGCUGUAUGGAUCCAUCGGAAAUAGGAGAAUUAAAGGGCAUUUGUUUCCUCAACUUCGUGUCUUUGACCUCUCUCAUAAUGGAUUCACAGGGGAGUUACCCACAUGGUUUUUCAAGAAUUUUAAAGCCAUGACAAAUGUUGAUGAAGAUAAAUCACAAUUGUACCUUAGUUUUGAAAAUACCGAAGUAGACAUUUCCUCUCCCUUUUACAUUGAAGAUUCAAUGAUUGUGAGUUUAAAGGGGCAAGAUCGUGAAUUUGUAAGAGUACUUAAAAUGUUUAUUGUCAUUGAUCUCUCAAGCAAUAAAUUUGAAGGGCAUAUUCCAAAUAGCAUUGGAGAACUUCUUGCAUUACGUGAAUUAAAUUUAUCAAGUAACAAGUUCACUGGACACAUCCCAAUGUCUCUUGGAAAUUUAUCUAUGUUGGAAUCUUUAGACCUUUCUUUGAAUCAAAUUGGUGGAGUUAUCCCUGAGCAAUUGGCAAGAGUUACAACUCUGGAAGUGUUGAAUCUCUCACAUAAUAAGCUUGUGGGAUGCAUACCUCAAGGCCUACAAUUCAAUACAUUUGAAGCAAAUUCAUACCAAGGAAAUGAUGGUUUGAAAGGAAAGCCUUUGUCACAAAGUUGUGGGGACGGUGUGACACCACAACUUCCUGCACCAAAGGAUUUUUACAAAGAAGAUGAUUCGAGUUUUUUGAGCGGGUGCACAAUAAAAGUUGUGGCAAUGGGGUAA
This is a messenger RNA of Ipomoea triloba (trilobed morning glory), 1104 nucleotides long. RefSeq names its product receptor-like protein Cf-9 homolog. The record is from RefSeq and is a predicted model, not a curated record. Bases 1 to 1104 code for a protein of 367 amino acids. Gene Ontology annotation, molecular function: protein binding. NCBI's taxonomy places the organism in Eukaryota, Viridiplantae, Streptophyta, Magnoliopsida, Solanales, Convolvulaceae. The transcript has a single exon.